Messenger RNA from Elgaria multicarinata webbii, 1471 nucleotides. RefSeq names its product transducin beta like 2 (gene TBL2). Gene Ontology annotation, cellular component: endoplasmic reticulum. Gene Ontology annotation, molecular function: protein binding. The coding region runs from base 30 to 1373 and encodes 447 amino acids. Gene Ontology annotation, biological process: endoplasmic reticulum unfolded protein response. The record is from RefSeq and is a predicted model, not a curated record. NCBI's taxonomy places the organism in Eukaryota, Metazoa, Chordata, Lepidosauria, Squamata, Anguidae. The transcript is spliced from 7 exons.
CGCUCGGAGGCGGCGGCGGCGUCGGCAAGAUGGAGGCGGCGUCGGGCUCGCUGGUGGCGGCGUCGCUGCUGCUGGGCGGCCUCGUGCUGCUGCUGCUGCUGCUCCUGCUGCGCCUGCGCGGCCCAGCGGAGGCCCGAGGGGAGGAGGCGGCGGAGCCCGGCGGCGAUCGGACUGUGAACGGCGACGCAGCCAGCAAAACGUCUCUCCUGAAGAAGCAGAAGCAGCAACAGCGCAUCCGGAAGGAGAAGCCGCAGCAACACACCUUCAGCCACCCGCUCCUGGCGGCGGCCCUCAAGGGCCACAGCGGGAGCGUCAGCUGCCUGGACUUCAGCAGCAAUGGGAAGUACCUGGCGUCCUGCUCCGACGACCGCACGGUGCGCAUCUGGAGCACCAAGGACUUCCUGGAGCGGGAGCACCGCUGCAUGCGGGCCAACGUGGAGCUGGACCACGCCACCCUGGUCCGCUUCUACCCAGACUCCAGAGCUUUCGUGGUCUGGCUCGCCAACGGCGACACCAUCCGGUUCUUUAAGAUCACGAAGAAAGAGGACGGCAGCUUCACAUACGUGGCGGUUCCGGAAGAGUUCCCAAAGCACCACAAAGGCCCCGUCAUCAACAUUGGCGUGGCCGACACAGGGAAGUUCAUCAUGACGGCCUCCAGCGACACCACCAUCCUCAUCUGGGACAUGAAGGGGGAAGUCCUGGCCACCAUCAACACCAACCAAAUGAACAACACCUUCGCAGCCGUGUCGCCGUGUGGGAGGUUCGUGGCCUCGUGCGGCUUCACCCCCGACGUGAAGGUGUGGGAAGUGUGUUUCAGCAAGAGCGGCGAUUUCCGGGAGGUGACCAGGGCCUUUGAGCUGAAGGGGCACACGGCCGGCGUGUGUUCCUUCUCUUUCUCCAACGACUCCAGGCGGAUGGCAACGGUGUCAAAGGACGGCACGUGGAAACUGUGGGACACGGACGUGGAAUACAAGAAGCAGCAGGACCCGUACCUGCUGCUGACGGGGAAGUGCCAGGUGAUGGAGCCGUGCCGCGUUGCGCUGUCUCCCGACGCCCGGGCGCUGGCCAUCUCCAGCAGCACCAACAUCUUUGUUUACAACACCCAGCGGGGCGAGGAGGAGGAGCGCUUCGAGGCCGUCCACGGGGAGCACAUAACGGACUUGGCCUUCGACGUGAGCAGCCGCUUCCUGGUGUCCUGCGGGGACCGGGCCAUCCGCGUCUUCCACAACACGGCCGGCUACCGGGCCGUGGUGGAGGAAAUGAAAGCCCUGCUCAAAAAGGCCACGAACGAGUCGACCAAGCAGAGACUGCAGCAGCAGAUCGCACAGGCCCAGAGCGCCCUCGACGGCAUCUAUGGCCGGAGCAAAAACUGAGCCCCCCGUUCCAGAGGGGGACAGGUUCUUCUGGGCAGACUCAGGGCUAGAAUUGGAAUCAUGCAGGGCAAGAGCUAAUAAAAAUGAUUUUUGCACAA